This is a messenger RNA of Spirodela intermedia, 7678 nucleotides long. Lineage: Eukaryota; Viridiplantae; Streptophyta; Magnoliopsida; Alismatales; Araceae. The record is from the annotation of a GenBank genome assembly.
AUGUCGGGGAGGCGAAGAGGCCGCGGGGGCGGCGAAGUGAUGGAGUCGAUCUACUCGGUUCUAGCUCUGGUUCUCGUGCUAGUUGCCUGCGUUGAGCUCUGCGAUGCAGCCACCGUGGUCGACGUGUACCGCCUGAUCCAGUACGAUCUAGCCGGUAUCCCGUUCGGAUCUCGCGCGGCCGGGCUCAAUCACCACGCCGGCGCUCCUCCUUUUUCUCCGGGAACCGACCUCUCGCGUACCGUGGCAUUGAUGCCACUCCGGGAGCUCAAUUUGACCUUCCUCCAAGGUAUGGUGAAUCGAUUGGCUUUCAUCUUAUCUUCUUUUGUUGAAUUUCGUGGUCAUGGAUGGCAAAGUUCUGGCGUUGACGUAAAAUGAAUUAUCAUUGACAUUUUCUCUUCCUUUUGACUUCAAAGUUCACAUUUUUAUCAUAGUUAUGACUUUUUUCCGACUGAUAUAAGCCUGAAAUAUUUCAGAUUAUAUCACAAGUAAGAAUCCGCUUGGGGGGCUAUUGCUUUUGCUUCCCCAAAAGCUCAGUGAGAAGGUUGGCGAUGAUCGGGUUGGAAAGGUGGACCAGGUGACGAGAAGCGCAUUGGCCGACCUGGAACGUUUGCUCAUACAUGCCAAUCUUCCGGUGAGUGCCCAGGAAGUUCUUCUUUAGCAUACUGGAGGUCUCUCUAUGUGCGUACAUUUUCGUUUCCAGGGCAGUGCUGGUUAAAUCAAUUGUCAUUAUUCAAAUAAAAGGAUAUUACAUUUGGAUGUGUUCGUAUUUCAAACCUCGGUUACUGCUCGGAAAUAAAUAUAUAUAUAUAAAGUGAAAAAAACUGCGUUGCCCUUGUAAGGGUGGGAAUUGAUUGAUUUAUUUUCUUCUACUGACACUGCAUUUUUGAUUUGAUCAUUAGUGAAAAGUGAGGAAAGUGGAACACGUGUGUCACUUAUUAGGAGCCUCUUUAAUUCUCAAGAUUCACUUAGUAGAACUUUAGAGCAUUAAGAUAGCUUAAUAUUUUGCAUUAAAUUUGAGUGAUUAAAAUUUGGUCCUUUCUUUCUGAUUUCAAUAUUUCUCUAUUUUCUCCUCUGCUUCCUCGAGUUGUGUAAGAAAAGUAAAAGGUUUCCCUGCCUGAGAGUCAACGACCCAUUGAUUAAAAGUUGAUUUUCUUUCUUUUAACAGUUUAUUGUGCACGGUCUUGUAAGACCAACAUACCAGAUUGCGCAGGCCAAACUGUAGAACCUGGUUUUGAUGCAUCAGGAAGGAGAAAAGGAUGAUUUAACUCAUAUUGUCAGAAUUUAUGUUUACUUAUAGGCCUCUGGCUCCUUUUUCUCCUCAUAUACAGAACGAGAAUGGGGGGAUGGCAUGUACAAUAAGCAGGAUAAUGGCAAGACUAAUGGUGUUUCUUACUGCUGUGAUUGUUGCAGUACGCUGUGUAUUUUGCUUUCGAGGAUGAGAAAAUCGACGCUAUACUGGCUGAUGUUCGGCGGAGUGACAAUGUGGGUCAGCCUGCAUCAGCAACCACUGGCGGGUUUGUUGCUAGUCACAAUCUUUUCCUUUCUCAUUUAGCUUCACAUCCUCUGACAAGUUUCUUUGCUAUUUAACAUAACUUCCCUUUCUGUGGGUUAUAUAAUUUAAAAUUAAUAGUCCUUUUUUUUAUCUGCUCGGAUACUCAUACUUCUUUGUUUACCUUCGCAAUUAAGAUAUUGUUUUCCAAAGGUGGUUCAUCUAUUUCCUCUUUUGUCAUUUUGUCAACGAAUAUGCCUACAUUUGAACAUUUACACUCAGGGUGGCUAUACCCCACGCCAACUUCCAGCCUGACAUGAACUUGACCCACACAAAACUAGAUUUAAGGUUAGCACCAUUCCGCAAAUGAGAAAAAGACAAAAACUAUGGUUUUGACAUAAAUAGAUAACUUAAAUCAUACUAUGUUAUGCCACUCAAACUCUACUAGCUGCAUUAUGCUAGAUCGAAUGCGUCAAGUUAGGUCUAUUCACAUCUCAAAGGUUUGGAUAAGGUUGGAAGGAAUUGGUAGAAUUUGUAGGGGGGCCAUAAUUUAGUUUUUCGAAAGACAGGUCCCAGCUAAUCAUGAGACUAUGCUAUAAAUGUCAACUCUACUGCUGGGAUAUUUUGCAACUGGAUUUCUUCACAGAAAUUGCUCACAAUCACUGCAAGAGGAAGAAAUCAUAAGACAUGAAUGGUCAUGAGUUUGAGUGAAAAAUUGGGAAAUAUAUUUAGGCAUACGACCCAAUAUGAGGACAGAUUCUCUUUAAAAAGAGGAUGAGAGUGAAAGGCCUUGUGCAAGAUAAGCAUGUAGGUUUGGUGGCGGUUGGAGGAAAUGAUGCUGUGGUAGUCAAGAGAAAUUCCCAAUAACAAAUACCUCUCUGGACAAGAAGCUGAUGGGGGUUGGGGGGGCGGCGAGGAUGGGUGAACAAAAUUAGAGGAUAAAAAAUGAGGGUUGACAAAUGUAGUAAGAGGAAGAGAGAGGGGACGGAAGAGAUGAAAAAUGUCCCAUAUCUAUGGAGCCUUGACAAAAGUGGAUGAUUCACACACAUAUUAGUGUUUCUCGAAGUCCAAGGAAACUGAGUGUAUGCUUAUGUGUCCUUUGGUGGCUGUAGACGAAAAUGUGUAUGGGUAGAUUUGAAUCAUCUGGGAUAUUUAUAUCAGGUAAUUUCUCGCUUUGUACGGUGGUUAUAAUAACAUGCUAAUUUUUUUAUAAUUUUUUGGUAAAUUGACUGUGUUUUCUGGUUGCUUAAUUGACAUCUUUCUAAUGGUGGCUAAGAAUGCGUACAGACACACAAAGGGCUGGGAUAAUCCUGUUCUAAAGUGGGCAGAGAAUGUAGUAUGAUACAAAAAUGCCUAAUAUCAAUUCUCCAUGUUUAUUUUAGGCAAUGUCCAUAUGUUUCCUCACAAGAAACGAUUUUCAUUCAACUGUUUUGCUUUGCAAUAUCUGUGUAAUUACUAGGCUUGUGAGUGCAAUGCCUUCUUUGUCGAUUUACUGUAAGCCUGGUUUCAAAUCCUGGAAACACCAUGUUAACAGCGAAUGAAACCUUGAUUUAGUAAUAUACCUAUAAUUCUGAGAGCUAUUGUUAAUUUUAGUGCAAGGCAAGUUAUUUAAAUACUUUCACUGAAAGCCUAAUCCAAUACUUGUAUGGGGAAAUUUUCAGGUACAAGCUUGUUGUCUCUUCACCAGAACCCAAGAAAAUUCAAUCUCCCACCAUCACAAAUAUUCAGGUCCAUUUUCUUUUCUCACACGUAGUGUUGAAAUAUUGCAAGGAGAAUCUCCAUAGUCUCUGAAACCGAAACGUUGUUUUUCAUGACUUUGAAAAAGAACUGUUGUUCUCAUGUAUCGAAAUAUUGAGAAGACUAGUUGUUUGGUGCAGUCUAAUCUUAUUCUGUUGAUGAAGGUUCUUGGUUUUUCUGGUUUUGAUGACUUCAUUUGAUCUGUACAAGUUUUAGUGAACAAUCAAGUGCCAUGUUGUUGUUAGGCAUUAUGAUCAGCCUUAUGGUUUGCAUCCCUUUUCGGGCAGUUACUUGGGCAUGGGUGGUUGGUAGCCAGUUAAAUUUAAAAAGAAGAUUUCAAAUUUGCUUAUACUAUCUUUGUUUUUUUUUUUCAACUUUUUGGUAGCGUGGGCUUCAUCUUUUUCAUAAUAUUAGUCGAAGAGUAAGGCAAGUCUGCAAAGAGGCUAGUGCCAUAUUCUUGGACCAGCCUUGCGUGGUUGACUUUGCAGAAGUAACAGGAGAUUCGGGGAGUCUUCGAUAAGUAUUGCAAGGACUCUGACAGAGUUAGCUGGUCAAUAAAGAGUGGUCUUUCAAGGUGCCAAAGACUCUCAUUGGUGUUAUGUUGCAGAGGAUUAAAGGGGAUUUUUUUUCAAGGGAAUGUAGUUUCCAUUAUGAGUGUUUGGGUUUUUGGAUUCUUCUGUUCCAUCAGAUUGAUCGAAAAUAAGCUGUGCUUGAGUUUAUUCAGCUUUAUUGUUUCUUUAUGAAUUUUCAUGAGCCCCAGACCUGUCUGUUCUUUUUGUACGUUUCGGGAGAUUGACUGGAAUAACUGAUUUGUAAUGUGUGUCCUUAACUGAUUUAUACACCACAUUCUGAAGAAGGCAGUUCUCUUCAUAAAAAUAAAAGUAAUUUUCAAAAUAUAUCGAGCCUGGAAAUAGGAGACUCAAUCCUUUUCAUUUUAGUGAUUGUAUCUAUGAAAUAGCGAAGAGCUGUGAUGACCAGGAUGUUUGAAUUUCGGGCAUUGGGUAAACCUAUAUUAGUACUGGUUCCGUGUUUUACUUGAUGACUGAUCAUACUUUUCUAUUCAAGGACUUACUAUAUUUGCAAGGUGCAAACCGUGGAUUUGACCACUUCGCUCAGUAAACCUAAAAUGUUGCUUAAAAAUGUUUUGCAAUAAACCUGCAGUACUAAUGGCUUUUCAGUGUUUUGUCUAGCAAUUACUUAUGAUAUGGCAUUAACGAAUCCAUGUUUUAGUUUACUGCUUUGUGGAUAUAUUGUCUAGACAAACACACACACCUGCAAAGUUACUUUUAUCAACCCAUCUCGAUCUCACUUGAUUGAUCUAUUUCUCUAGUUGUGAUGAUACUCAUUGUUUAAGUUUAAUCUUUUUUUUUUUGUUUCCCUUGCUCUUCAAUUGUAUGCGAAAAUGUUAAAAUUUUCCUCUACGGUGGCCAUUCCCAAGUCAGAUAGAAAGAAGGCUAUUAAGAAGAGGCAUAUUUUACUUCACUGGAGAUUGAGAUUUUUCUGAAAACUGCUCGAUAUAUUGCUUAUAUUUUCUGGGUUUCUCUUAGUCUGUUAUGGAAGCUCGUGUUAUUUGGACAGGGAUGGCUGUCAGGUCUGAAAGGCGAUGGAGAUGUUAAUCAGCUGCCUACAAUAGCCAUUGUUGCUUCAUACGACACCUUCGGCGCUGCACCAGUAAGACAUACCUUAUUGGCACCCGGAAUUUACUACUGUUAUUAUUAUCCUUAUGUAUAUAUGUAUAUUGAUGUGCAUAGUUCACAGGCAUUGUCUGUGGGGGGUGACAGCAAUGGAAGUGGAGCUGUGGUUCUCUUAGAGAUUGCUAGGCUUUUCUCUGGUCUUUAUUCGAGUCCUAAAACGCGAGGAAGAUAUAAUAUACUAUUCGGGCUGACAUCUGGUGGCCCGUACAACUACAAUGGAACUCUCAAGGUCAGCUCAAGUCAAACAGCUCACCCAAAUCCACAGUUUUCUUCUGAUCUUGUUAUGCAUGAUAAUAUCUUUUUUUUUUUUAAUCCUUAAACAUCGCCUUUUAUCUUAUUUCCAAUAACAUCUCACUUUUUUCACUUCAAAAAGUUAAAUAUUUCACGAUUAGAUUGCCUUUUGAUCUUAUAUCAUCAUUUCUUCAAUGAGUUGACAUGUUUCAGCUUUGUCCUUUUCAGUGGUUGAGGAGUUUAGAUCAACGUGUGCGCGAGAGUAUUGACUAUGCUAUUUGUUUGAAUAGUAUUGGUUCCUGGAAUAACGAGCUGUGGAUGCAUAUAUCAAAGCCCCCUGAAAAUGCCGUCAUAAAGCAGAUCUAUGAAGUAAGUGGUGCUGAUUUCCAUGGAUCUUGCUCGGGCUGACCUUGCAACCUGUAUCUUGUCUAAGUGAUGGAUGACUUGACUACAUUUCUUGCAGUCCCUUGCUGAUGUAGCUGGAGAGUUGGGGGUUACAAUCGGCAUCAAGCAUAAGAAAAUAAAUAUAUCAAAUCCACGGGUAAGUUUACAAUGUCACUCGACCCAAUUGAUGGGAUCAUUUGCAGAUUCAUUUGCUCCAAAAGAUCUGAGGAAAGAUGGUCACUGUCAGAAAUGGCAGUCCGCCAUUUCAUCCAUGGAAUGGUCUCCUGAGUCGUUUUUAUUUUAUUUUUUGUUUAAAGGGGGGCAUGUUCUUACACUUUCGGCCAGUUUCUUUGUUUUCCUUUUGGUUUUGGUAUGACUGGUCCGAGAAUCGAGAUCAUGAGUAUUGGAAUUCGGAACCUUUUAUAGGUCGCCUGGGAGCACGAGCAGUUUUCAAGGUUGAGAUUAACUGCUGUCACUCUAUCCGAGCUUGCUCAGGCGCCAGAACUGCUGGAAAGCACUGGAGGCCUCUACGACACCAGGUAAGGCUCAAUCACACAAGCUUCUACUCGGAGGCCAUAGUGUGUCAUUUUACCAACAGUAGUAGGCGGGUAAUAUGAGGGAAUAGAUUGGUUUUUAUUUCAAAUUAAUUUGCUUUCAUGGAGGUCGUUCUUGAGUUCAACAAAGAUGGGAACUUUAUUUUUUUUGCCCCCCCCCCCACCCACCCACCACCACCAAGUUGAAAGCGUUUUGGGGGACUAUCAAACUGAAAGAUGAUCCUCAGUUAAAUCUACACCCUUUUUACUAUAUUUGGUGUUUUCUGCAGGAACGCUGUCGAUGAGAUGGCUGUAAUUAGAAGUGCCAAAAUAGUCGCAGAAAGUCUUGCUGUAAGUCCGUUGCUGAUUCUCAUGUUCACUCGCCUUAUUCAUACACGCUUGAGUUGACUAGUAUCCAUUGCUGUAAAUAUGUCAUAUCAUGGUAGAUUCUUAGGAGUAAAGAGAUGACUUGUCGGACAUCGGAAGUCAACGGCGGAUCAUCUCCUCAAGGAGAAUAAACCCAGCUACGAUCCUAUAUUAUUUAAAUUUUUGUUUAUUUUAUUGCAGAAGCAUAUUUAUGGCCAUCAAAGGAAGAAGAUCCAUGUUUUUGAGGACAACAGCAGCCUGGCAGUAAAUCCCGCGUAUAUCAGUUCUUGGCUGGAUCUCUUCUCAAAGACUCCUCGUGUGGCCCCUUUUCUUUCCAAGGCCGAUCCCCUGAUCUCUGCUCUGAAAAAGGUCAAACUUUAUGAUCCUACUUAUCUCUCUUUCUCUCUCUCUCUAAACAAACCAACCACCAAUAGAUUGUGUAGAGGGAGAGAAAUGAUGUGUGUAUAUCCUCCUAUUUAUGGACCCAUCGGGAAUUCACUUCUAUCUGAUAUGAUGUGAUGCUUACUGAAAUAUAUUCUCUGUGAAUCGAGCUAUGUUCUUCCCUCUGCUCGGUGUUCUUGACUUUUGUCUGCUCAAUUCAAUCGACUGACCUUGGGAAAUUCACUGAUUAUGGCAGGAACUGUCGGACCAUACAGUGGAGGUCAGCUUGCAGCACGACGUCCUUGAUGGAAUGUUCACCUUCUACGACUCAUCGAGUGCUAAACUGAGCAUAUAUCAGGUGAUUUCUAUUCGGAGGGGGGUUGACUUUUCCGAAGUCAAGAACCCAUCUUGUUGUGUCAGAUUUCGCAGCGCCAGAAUUCUUUAAUCAAUACUCCUUGCAUCCCAUGCUCCGUUUCAAUCGCCACAAAAAGUGGAAUUCUUGACAGAGUGGGUUGACUUAUUCCAUUUUUUCAUCUCUCUCCUCAGGUUGCAAGCGUGACCUUUGAUCUUCUCCUUCUUCUCGCCGUGGGAUCUUAUUUAGUUGUCCUCUUCAGCUUUCUUGUCAUUGCAACUCGGGUACGAACCCCUUUUGCCCACUUCUCUCUCUCUCUCUCUCUCUCUCUCUCUCUCUCUCUCUCGCUCUCCGUAGGACACAGAUCAUCUAGUUUUGAUUACUAUUAAAUUCCCAAUCACAGAAAUCCAGCGGAUUCCUCACGAUUCCUCGGUUUCUUUCUUCUUAGGGUCUCGACGAUCUCUUGAGCAUAUUCAGACGGCCUCCGCCACGGAAAUUGAAGGUAGCCUGA